AUGUAUGAUCCAAUUGGCACUGAGAAGGAGUUGGAACCAGCCGAGAAGAGAAGGGGAAAUCGAGCUCGAGUAGAGGAGGAAAUCAUUGAGCUUGAAACUGAAGAACCCAAUGAAGAGAGUGAAGAAGAUGCUCGUAUAUCGAACAUAAGGAAGUGCAAGUCUGGAAAGAGGAUUGCAACUGAUGGUAGGAAAGAAAAAUCAAAUGCACAUAAUAUCCCAAAGGCGCUGGCUGUAGCUAAAGGUCUCAUUAAGAAGAGUGUAAAGGUUGAAGAUCCAAAUGGGAUAUCAUGGGAUGUUAAACUAAGGCUCGAUGGAAAGGAACAUCGCUGUGAUCGUUUGUUCAUGAAAAAAUGGCUGUCAAAAUGUUUUCAUGCAAACAACAUUUCACUUGGGGACACACUGGUUUUUGAGCUUUUCAACGCAAAGAGCGGUGGAACGAAAAUAUAUAUUUUCAGAGGAAACAGUUAUGUUUUAUUGGAUGCCUCCAUUGUAGAAUAUUAA
Prunus armeniaca (apricot) is the source of this 501-nucleotide messenger RNA. The record is from the annotation of a GenBank genome assembly. Lineage: Eukaryota; Viridiplantae; Streptophyta; Magnoliopsida; Rosales; Rosaceae.